Messenger RNA from Penaeus chinensis, 5781 nucleotides. RefSeq names its product katanin p80 WD40 repeat-containing subunit B1-like. NCBI's taxonomy places the organism in Eukaryota, Metazoa, Arthropoda, Malacostraca, Decapoda, Penaeidae. Gene Ontology annotation, cellular component: katanin complex. Bases 483 to 3188 code for a protein of 901 amino acids. Gene Ontology annotation, molecular function: microtubule binding. Gene Ontology annotation, biological process: microtubule severing; microtubule depolymerization. The transcript has 18 exons. The record is from RefSeq and is a predicted model, not a curated record.
UUCUGAUCAUAGUGUAACUUAUAGCUCCGUAUUGGGAUAUUGUAGUUUGUUUAUUUUGAAGAACUUCAUGUGCCAAAAGAAGGGACACUGUGAUUGAAUCAGUAUUAUUAACUGAAAUCUGUGUUUAUUCAAAGAAAUUCAUAUAUUGAUAGAAAAAAGUAUAUGUGACUACAGUAACAAAUGAUGAUAGUGUCAUUUAGUGUAUGAGACUUCAACGCAGCAAGGUGUUACAGUGCACCAAGUAUUGUGUGAUACAGUGUUGAAUUGACGGUGCACCUGCUCUGUGUCACCGUUCAUGCGCAAGUCGGUAGGUAUCUCUAGAGUGCCGCUCGUAUCGCCGCGGUACCUGGUGAUGUGCUUCACCGGGCGGCUUUAGAAACCGCAAGAUUACCGCCGGGAGGAGAUCCAGCAGCGGUGGCAGCGGGGGCACAGGCAGGCUCCGGGCUGCCACUGCUGCUGUUGUGGCAGACGCCGACGCCGGCAUGGAUCGUCGCUCGAGAUCGCCCAUGAAAAAGCCGGAAAUUAAACGGCGUCCGCUGAGCAUCACGCGCCGCCGCCGCACCUCGGUGGACGAGGGCCGCCAGGUCACACACGCUCGCAAAGAGUUCGUUGCGCACGGAGCCAAUGUGAACUGCCUGGCGUUGGGUCACAAGUCCGGCCGGGUUCUGGUCACCGGCGGAGACGACAAGAAGGUCAACCUAUGGGCCGUGGGCAAACCCAACUGUAUCCUGAGUCUAUCAGGCCACACAACACCAGUUGAAUGUGUGCGUUUUGGUGGAUCCGAGGAACUGGUGUGCGCCGGGUCCCUGAGUGGUGCACUCAAGAUAUGGGACCUGGAGGCCACCAAAAUUGUCCGGACACUGACCGGACACAAAGCGAACAUCAGGUGCAUAGACUUCCACCCGUAUGGGGACUUCAUUGGCACAGGUUCCCUUGACACAAACAUUAAGCUGUGGGACAUUAGACGGAAAGGUUGUAUCUUCACAUACAAAGGGCACAACCUAACAGUCAAUAGCCUGAAGUUUUCCCCAGAUGGCCAGUGGAUAGCAUCUGCUGGAGAAGAUUGCAAUGUGAAGUUGUGGGAUCUUCGAGCUGGCAAAAUGAUGACAGAAUUUGCCCAACACACUGGGCCUGUUAGUGAUGUAGAAUUCCAUCCUCAUGAAUUCUUAUUAGCCUCUGCAUCACAUGAUAGAACUGUAAACUUUUGGGAUCUAGAGAAAUUUUCUCUAGUCUCAUCCACAGAUGCUGAUACAGGACCCAUCAGAACAAUUGCCUUUCAUCCUGAUGGUGAUUGCCUGUAUGCAGGAUCUCCUGAUAUUCUCAAGGUGUAUGGCUGGGAGCCUGCCCGUACAUUUGACACAGUUGCCAUGGGUUGGGGCAAGAUUCAAGAUAUUGCCAUUGCCCAAAAUCAGCUUAUUGGAGCAGGUUUUCAUGGUGUGCAUGUGUCUCUCUACGUGGUUGAUCUGAAGAGGGUUCAGCCCUUUGGUGGGCCCCAACAAGACGUCCCAUCAACUUUCAGACAUGGUGCAGCUAUACGCAAGAGUUUUAUCAAGGACAAAAACUCUGGAAAGGCUACAGCGGAAUCCAUGAAGACCGAAGAAGCCUCAGACACAGGUGGUGAAGAGCCGCAGGAGGAGGACCCACCUCCAGAGAUCACAAACUUAAAUGAUUACAAUUCAAUCUUCCAAACCAGGAGAGAGUUACAGAGAACACCACCUCUUCCUGAGCCCAAACCUCCCAUUAACAAUAAUAAUGAUCCAAUGGUACCUCAAGUUAUGACCAGCCCUGAUGUCAUUCGUCCUGAGCCUUUGAGAGCUAUGCCAAUACCAACUACAAAACCUUCAACUCCUGACUCAACACGAAGAGGAUCAUCACACACUGUGUCGCAUUUGCCGAGGCCUAUACCGACGCCAAGAGAAAUUAUCACUCCUAGAUAUGACAAUGGUAACCAGCCACAGACUCCUCCCUCACACUCCACCAGUUUUCCAAGUCUCUUUGAGAGACGUGGAUCCUCCCAGGAACAGUCUAGCUACGUCUCCCCCCACAGGGAUUAUUCACUAAGUGGAAAUGCAAGCCCUAACUUGAGUCAACCAUAUAGAGCUCGUGCAGUGUCUGAGAGUAGAAGAGAUUCAAGAGAACCCUCCAGUUCUUCACAUGAAGCAGAAGGAAAUAGUUUUGACAGGUAUGUUAUCAGGCACAGCCCAUCUGAACCUUACCUGGUGAGACAGUCCUCUUCACCUGGCCCUCCAGUCUCAUCACCAGCAUACCAUGAUUCAGCACCACACUUACCACAGCUUCCUCGACCAGAUCUUACGAAUCUUAACCGAACACAUGCUUCAUCGAAACCUGACCUUACCUCUCAUUCCAAGCCUAUGGACCGGCCAGCCUUAGUAAAGCCUACAUCAAGGGUUCAUGGACCUCAGAGCCCUGAUGUGUCAUAUCUAAACACUCCCAAGAAUAUCAGUCCAGAUAUAUCAUAUAUGGGAACACCCAAGGAACCUCCAGAUUAUGGUUAUAGUCAAGAUAAAAUGAAUGACAUUGAAUACAGUUCAUCAUACUCAACAGAUAAUGGAACUAUCAAUUUUGAGGACUUUUUACCAAACAAGCUGAGUGGACUAGGGUUUGGCAGCAAUGGUGUUACUGGUAUUGUAGGAAAUGAAAUGUCAGAACAAGAAGUUUUAUCCAGCAUUAUGCGUGGUCAUUCUUCCAUGAUGUCUGUCAUAUCUGCACGGACAAGGGGGCUACAAGUCACACACAAACUGUGGCAGACAAAAGAUUUAAAAACGGCUGUAGAUCAUGCACUGAACUCUGGAGACCAAGCAUUACUUGUUGAUCUUCUUGGAAUUAUUAACCUAAGACCGUCAAUAUGGAACUUGGAUCUUUUAACAGCUUUAUUACCACCUGUAAGUCUUCUGCUACAGAGUAAAUAUGAAAUGUAUGUAACCUGUGGUUAUAACGCACUGAAGCUCAUGAUAAAAAACUUCGCUGUUAUGAUCAAGUCCAAUAUGUCUGGUCCAAUACAUUCAGUAGGAGUCGAUAUAUCAAGAGAGGAAAGGUACAAUAAGUGUAUAGAAUGCUACAACCACAUGAUGUCAAUCCGAGCCUUCCUUCUUAAACGACAAACUGUUCCAGGGAAGUUAGGACCUAUGUAUCGAGAGCUAGUAAUUUUAAUGCAAGCAUUUGAAUAACUUUUUUUCCUUUUUUCUAUGGGGGGGAAGACUAGUCUUGCAUAUAAACUGAAUGAGAGAGAGAGAAUAAAAGGUCUCGUCAUUCUUGCAUUAGUGUUGCUUCUGGAAAAUCAUCAUGCCCAGGAAACCAUGAUUAUAAGGAUAAGGUAAAUAUGUUGAUUAUCCUUCACCAUACUAGAAAAAAUAGGUGCUUGGUAAUGGAAACAUACUCAAAUUCUGCUUGAGAACAAGAAUUUUUUGUGAACAUGAUGGAAACAUUUAUCCCAAUGUUUUUUGUGUAAAACUGCACUUUAGGAAUGAAUGUAGGUGCUUCAUAACUUUUUUUUUUUUUUUUUUUUUUUUUUUUUUUUUUUUUUUUUUAUAUGUAAUAUAAACAUUAAGAGACAGAAAAAAUAAAUGAAGUUAAGAAAUGGGAUUCUCUUGACUGAGAGCAUCUUGAAGCCAAUCACAAAACUCUAUUCUCAAGUGUUUGUCAGUGUUGUCUCUGGCCAUUAUACAAUGACGAGGUGUAGUAAGUUUCGUACAGAUGUAUGAGUAGAUCAUUAAUUGUGCCUUCUCAUUUCCUACUCAAGUCUGUAUGUGAUAGAGCAGAGGUAGUCAGUUAUAUGCAAUAUUAUGGUAUCAGACAUGUUCCCUUCCUUUUGUGGCCAUGUCAUUUUCAAGGGUACGAUUAUGCAAGCUGUAUGAUUAUUGGUCAUUAAUGAGAAUGGUAUAUUAUCAUUCUUUACUACAUUCAUAUACAAGUAACCAGUGAGUUUAAGGAUUUCUCAUUAGCCAGACUUCUUUGUUAUUGAUGUAUUCAUAUAAUAAGUAUGAUAGAGUCAACAUUGUUAGCAAUGUUAUGACCUUGUCUUACAGCUUGUACACUACAUGGCCAUUACUUUGUCUCAUUUAGGGUGAAUUAUCAUUGAAAUAGUUGUUGCAGAGGGAAAGUACUAGUAAGUACAUUGUAUAAUUUGUUAAUCAUGGCCUGCAUGAUGUUACAGUCAGGAAUCACAACCAUCCUUGUAACUCUAGAGGCUCUUUUGAUUUUUCUGGAUUGACUUUAUUUUUUCCCUUUUGUAACAGAGCCAUGUUGCCCGCCUUGCCUUCUAGUCUUGGGCAUAAAUUCUUGACCCACCCUAUGAGCAUAAAUGUUUUUUCCUUCAGAAAUAAUAAAAGAGAAAGUGUUUCUCAAAAAUUUAGGUUUGAGCUUGUUGAAACUCUGCUCAAAGGUGAAUGAGAAUUUGUGUCUUGGUGCGCUCUAACCCUAUGAUCCCAUGGUAGGGUCAGUGCCAAAUAGCAUUACAUAAGAUCACUUUCUUUUGUAAACAUAGCAAAUCAUAUUUCUUGAAAGCUGGAUAAUAAGGCAAUGAUGACUGAUAUCAUUACUGGAUUCAUUUUAGAACAUUUGCUUGAAAAGGUAUUUUUCCAGGUUUGUGAUAUUAUUUUACUAUUUCUGAAAUCCUGAAAAUGUCACAGCUUUUCUAGUGAUGGAAAGCAAUGUUUAAGGAAGGAACUGUGCUCUACUGAAUCGCAACAGAUGCCAUUAUGGGUGCACCAGCACAUGGGUUAAAUAAAGGUAUAUUUAAUGCUUGCUUUCAGCUAUUUAUUUUUGCAGUCAGUAGUCCUGUGCCUUUUUCUUUUCCAUAAGUGAAAUGGAUGACAUUCUGUUCAGUUUUGAUAAUUUAAUAUAACUUUAAAUGGCUGCAUGUAACUGGAUAGCCUGCUAUAGAUAUAUAUACAAUAUACAUUUACAGAGUUAUGUUUUAUAAGCAUUAAUAAAGGAAUAAACUUUGUAUAUAUAAAUUCAGUUAACAUAGCACUGUUUAAUUUUUGUUUUAAAAAAUUGCAGAUAUCUCAGUGUGAUGGUUAAGUAACCAGGUUUUAAAAAUGCUUUUGAAAUGCUGGAUGACAUUCAUUAAGUAUAAUUCCAUCCAUGUAAUAAAGGUACUCAUCUUCACCAUAACAUCAUCAAAAUCCCAUGUUGGCACGUGUUUAAAUGACUGCUGAUUAGGCCAAGUUGUUACACAAGUUAACAUCAACUUACACCCAUUCCAAAGUAACAAAAUGACUUAACCAAAUAAGUUAGCGUAAGUUUUUUUUUUUUUUUAUUAUUAUUAUUAUUAUUAUUUAACCUUAAGUAAUGGCUGUGUUGAAGGGUUAAACAAUAUUUGUUUAUUAAUUUUACACAUUAUCAUUCAGUUCUGAUGGAAUAUUGAUUAUGCUUUCUGUUAUUUUUAUGGAUAUAUGUGGUUGCAAAUGCCUAAUCGUUGGUGCUCACAGUAAUUAUGGCUAAAAUAGAUCUCAAAAGUGUUUUGUUUGCUUCAAAGAAUUUUUUUCUUUACAGUGCUUUCACUCGUAUGAUAGUUUAGCAUGCUUUAUGAAAAGGAUCUGUUGAUAGUGUGUCUGUAAGUGAACAGUAUCAUUCAUAUUCCUGUAUAUCCAUUUUCACAAUAUCAGUCUUUUUUGAUGGAAGUGACAAUAACACUUAUUGGUUUUAUCAUUAUAUUAACAUCUUGAUCUGUCAUAAGGAAGUGACAAGAUAUGGAAAGUAUUUAUACUGUAAAUAAUAUGGUGUACAUAAUUUGAUAAUAAAAAUAUUGUUAAUUUC